Messenger RNA from Dioscorea cayenensis subsp. rotundata (Guinea yam), 1754 nucleotides. RefSeq names its product UPF0481 protein At3g47200-like. The record is from RefSeq and is a predicted model, not a curated record. Lineage: Eukaryota; Viridiplantae; Streptophyta; Magnoliopsida; Dioscoreales; Dioscoreaceae. The transcript has 2 exons. The coding region runs from base 136 to 1623 and encodes 495 amino acids.
AUUAAUGUAACAACUUCCAACCUGAUUUGCUUACCACUUUUUAUAGCCCUCAACCUGUCGAGGCUUCUCUAUUUCAUUUAACCCAAAUAAAAAAGUGGCAGAGGUGGAAGGUUGGCCAACAAGCACCAAGUUGAUAUGGAUGAGAUGACACCAUUGAAGCCCAAUGACAUGAGUGGUGGGGAUAGGGGGUUGCCCGACAAGCACCCGAUAGACAUUGAUCGUGAUUGUGAUGUUGCGUGGAUCAAGGAAUUUAGAAGCUCAGUGAACAAGCAACGUGGAAGAAGACCAGGCAAGAAGCCAUGCACCAUAUUCAAGAUCCAGGAUAGCAUCUGUCUACGCAAUGAAGAUGCCUAUCGUCCUCUCCUCAUCUCCAUUGGUCCUUAUUACCACAAACGCUUGCCUACAAGUAACAACUAUGUGAUCACCUUGGAAAACCAAAAGUGGUUAUGCUUGCGUCAUUUGCUCUUCAGGAACCGGAUCAGGGGCAAUGCCACUGAGUUGCUAGAGAAAUGUUUGAUAGCAAUGAAGAAAUUGGGUGAUGAAAUCAGGAGCUGCUAUUCCCAUGAAUUGGAUAACUUAACUGAUGAUCACAGCUUAGCUCAAGUCAUGCUGCUUGAUGGUUGUUUCAUACUGCAGCUAAUUUUAUUAUUUGGGGAAAAGACACCUGCAAACAAAAAGGAUGAUAAAGAGGAUGAAGUUGGUGAAGCCAGAGAGAUGCUGUCACCACUCCACACAGAAGAAGAGGAGUUUCAAUUGCCACCACUAGGCAUGCUUUGGACAUGGAACAUUCUGCGGUUUGAUUUGUUAAAACUUGAGAAUCAGAUCCCCUUCUUUGUCUUAACCACACUCUUUGAUCUGUUCAUUGCUCCAAGUGAUGAACGUCCCAAUUUGGUUGACCUUGUGUUUAAGCUCUUUAGUGAUAUACAUCCAUCCGAUCCCAAAUCUCAAGACUCCCUUGAAUUACUAGAAGCCACUAAAGUUCAUCACUUGCUUCACCUAUUUCAUUCAACUCUUGUUCCUUCCAAGAUUAACAGUCCACUUAGCAUCAAACGAGCCAUAAAGGCACCUAAAUGGAUCCCAAAUGCUACUGAGCUCCGGCAGGCAGGAGUCAAGUUUGUCAAGAAGGAGAAUGCAAGGAACUUCUUGGACAUAUCAUACAACAAUGGCACUAUGGAAAUCCCAGAGCUCAGUCUGCAUGAUCACACUGAUACUUUAUUCAGAAAUAUGAUAGCAUUUGAGCAAUGCUACCCUGGCGUUGAGAACCAGGUCUCCUUGUAUGCUAUUUUCAUGGAUUGCAUCAUUGAUACUCCGAAUGAUGCGCACUUGCUCCAUUUGAAAGGAAUUCUUUCCAAUAGACUCAGCACUGAUGAAGCUGCUGCAGAGCUUUUCAACAAGUUGAGCUACCAGAUUUAUUAUGUUUUACAAGGGGAAUAUCUUCAUGAAUUUUGUGAUGCUGUAAAUAGCUUUCAUAAGAAGAAAAGGAACCGAUGGCGGGCUAAAUUGAUGCGGGACUAUUUCAGCAAUCCUUGGGCGAUUAUAUCAUUGAUAACUGCUGUGGUGUUUCUCUUGCUCACCUUAGAGCAGUCAUCUUUUAAUGUUCUUUCUUAUUUUCACCAAACAUGAUUAGACGUUAUAUGGAUUGGUUUUAUUUUUAUUUUUGUUUUGGGUAUUAUUUUUAUUGGUAUGUAUUACAUUUGUUUGAGUGUGUGUUUUUUUCCAAAUAAAAAGGUGUUCUAGUUGUUCUUUUAUAGUAA